Messenger RNA from Odontomachus brunneus, 1324 nucleotides. RefSeq lists its product as uncharacterized. The transcript has 2 exons. The record is from RefSeq and is a predicted model, not a curated record. Bases 362 to 682 code for a protein of 106 amino acids. Lineage: Eukaryota; Metazoa; Arthropoda; Insecta; Hymenoptera; Formicidae.
UAUCGUGAACGACAAAUAGCCAUUGUCCUCGCGUAUUCGCGGCGCCGUGGCAUGUUCGUUAUCUCCGUCUGUUCCUCUGCGUAUUGGCGUGUAUGUAUGUUUCCGACGUAAGUGUAUGCAUGUGUUACACGGUGUAUCGUUAGAUAUGUGUAUUUUUGCGCGCAUAACAACCAUAUGUGUGUCUCCUUCUAUUGUAUGUGUUUCGCUCCUCUCUCUCUCUAUCUAUCUCUCUCCCCUUCUGGCUGAGCCUUUAUUUUUGUUAUCCCGAUCACACUGCUGCCGUAGUAGUAGUGGCACUCCAGCCGACGGCGCCGAGCCGUAGGUGCCGUUGUCGCGCUGCUUCACUCCCAACGACGAAACCAUGCACGAGAAACCGCGAAACGGUGGUCACAGAGAGCACCCACCCCAAGACACUAAAAUCGUCGCGGGGCCCUCGUCGUGGCUCACGGCUUGGCUCGAGCUGGCUUUGGUGGGGUGGUUGGAGGUGCGGACAGUGGUUGAGAGGCUGGUGGGGUUGGAAAUUGCGUGGUGGUUCCCACCUAUGGACCUCCCCCCCUACCCUCAUCGUGCUCCUACCCCUUACGGCGCCCGUAGGGGCACCAUCGCCGCCGCCGUGGAGUGGGGUGAGAUCCUGGGCCACUUUGACGACUAUCCUCCCUGCUCCCGGAUCCCUUUCAGGUAGGGAGAAGGGGGUGAAGUGGGGGAGCCCUCACCCCACCCUCGCGGAAUGGUAUCACCAAGGCUCCGCGAGUCAAGAGCACGUUGCUCGCCUCGUCCGACACACUCGCUAAAAACGACGUGGGAUUUUCAUUUUGUUGCUCUCGCGAAAAACACGUGGUGGAAAGGGUGGGAGGGAAAGUUAGGUUAGGUCAGGGUGACUUAGGUUAGGUGCGGUGGUCGGGGUAGAGGCACAUGGUGUUCUUGUUUUGCGUAGAUGGGGUCGAAGCAACUUUGUUAAUCUUGUGACGUAAAAUUGAAAUAUUGUACAAUAUGAGUACAAUAGAAUAUAAAGUAAGAGAGUGUAGAGGUAUGCAUGCUUAUUUUUGUACAUACUUGAAAUGUUUUACUGAAACGUCUUCUCGCGUCUGGGAAACUCUAUUUAUCUAAUCUGUUUUUAAUAUAUGGUAAAUAAUGAAAGAAAGGAAAUUUUUUAAUGCGACCUAUUUUGGUAUUUGCACAGGAGUAACAUUCUUUGAACAAAAUCUAAGUCACAGCUUCCACUUUAAUUUAUAUCCUAGCAGCGUUAUUUCAAAAGAAAUACAACAUUGCUUUAAGAAUAAAUUGACUAGUGUGUGACUAUAUUAAGGUAGCAAAAACUAAUAAU